This is a messenger RNA of Bacillus rossius redtenbacheri, 1497 nucleotides long. RefSeq lists its product as uncharacterized. The record is from RefSeq and is a predicted model, not a curated record. The transcript has 9 exons. Lineage: Eukaryota; Metazoa; Arthropoda; Insecta; Phasmatodea; Bacillidae. The coding region runs from base 862 to 1344 and encodes 160 amino acids.
ACAUCAAAAACUAAAUUACUAGUGUUAUUUCGAGAAUAUCAUCUUACCAAGGAAAAAAGAAGAUGCCCGCGAACUGGCACAUGUACGCCGGCGCCGGAGCGGCCGUGGUGAUAGUGGCGCUCCUGGUGGGAAUGUUCCUGACGCGGCGUCGCUCUGGCGGCGGCAGCAGCCCCGCUGCAGAGUGACUGCUGCCUCCCUGCCCCAGCCUCAAGUCGCUCGAGGUCAGCUCCGAGCGCAUCACCGGAGGAGGUCCUGGCUCACAUGGAGGCUACUGGAGGCUACUGGAGGCUACUGGAGGCUACUGGAGGCUACUGGAGGUGGUCUCUCGGGACAUCCACUCCAGAGGCGGCCAGGCUGUGCAGCUCGAGGCAACGGCCUGUUCCAGCUGUGACCCCGGACCAUGACAACUGCGUAGCUUCAUAGCGUUUGGCGAGCUCUCGAGUGGACUCACGUACAACCGACAUGCUCCUGCCGUCAAAUAAACAAAAGAUGCCCGAUGACUGGCAGUUGUACGCCGGCGCCGGGGUGGCAGCCGUGGUGGCGCUCCUUGCGGGAGUGUUCCUGGUGCGGCGGCUCUCUGGAGGCUCCAGCAGCCAGGAGCAGUCUGGCCCCGGCGGCUCCGCUCCACAGGAGGACUGUGUGUCCAGCAGCUCCGAGUCGGAGGACGAGUGCUGACUCCUGCUUCCUCAAGUCAAGAUGCCCGCGAACUGGCACAUGUACGCCGGCGCCGGAGCGGCCGUGGUGAUAGUGGCGCUCCUGGUGGGAAUGUUCCUGACGCGGCGUCGCUCUGGCGGCGGCAGCAGCCCCGCUGCAGAGUGACUGCUGCCUCCCUGCCCCAGCCUCAAGUCGAGAGAGGUGCCGAUGGACGCCGACGGGGCGGUGGUCGUGCAGGCCGACUGGCUGGAACAGCCACUGGUGGGCGGCUUCCGCACGUGGCACAUCAUGUUCCUGAGCUUCGCCAGCCUGCUGGCCCUGGUGGUGCUGCUGUGCUGCUGCCUGCGGUUCCGCAUCCCGCGCACCAAGCAGGAGAUCGAGGCCGACUACGUGCGCAAGAAGAUCGCGCGCCGGUUCCAGAAGCAGCUCCAGUCCAUCGCCAACUCCGACAUGGACGACAUGGAUCUCAAGAAAGCCCUGGACCGAGUGCUCGCCGAGCUCAAGUCCGAGUCGGAGUCGCGGGGCGGCUCGGAGGCCUCGGGCAGCUCGGCGGCGGCUCGGGGACAGCUCGAGACCGACGACCCGGAUGGCCGCGGGGAAGUGAUGGACGCAGACACGAAGCUUGGAGCCGUCGCGGAGACAUGCUUCAGCAAGCCGGCGAUCAAGCGGCAGGACUCCGUGCUGUCAUAGAGUCACUCCAGUGCGCAGCUGAAGCAAGUCUCCGAAAUACACUAGCACUGUGUUCUCCUUUACGAGGGGUCUCCCGGAAACACUCGGCAUGUUUCACUUUGUGUUCAUCACAAUUAUGCAUCAUUUGGAAAGAAUAAAUGUGUUUCAUAUCAA